AUGUCAUUUCUACAAAAUUUUCAUUUGAGUCCAGGCCAGACUAUACGUUCCACCAGAGGUUUCAAAUGGAACACUAAUAAUGGCAAUGCGGCCUCGAAUGAUAACGAUAAUUACAAGAAUUUCAAUGUAGGUGGUGGUACUCAAGCGAAUGAGUUGAAUGCACCAGCUAAUAUUAUGAACCACAAUCAAUACAGCCAACCUACAAGGGUGCUUCCACAGACGCCCACUAAACAAGUAAAUAGCAGUCCACAGCAGAUAACGGAUUUCAAUUAUACACCUUCCCAUCAGCAACCGUAUAUUCAAGCACCUGUGGGGACUACUGUUUCUUCGCACCAGGAUCUAAAGCAAAUUGUGGAGAUGACUUUGGGUUCCAAAGGUGUUUUGAACCAGGCUGUGAAGUUACCUAAGGGUGAAAAUGAAAAUGAGUGGCUGGCAGUGCAUUGUGUGGACUUUUAUAAUCAAAUCAACAUGUUAUAUGGCACCAUCACUGAGUUCUGUUCACCGCAAUCCUGUCCGAGAAUGAUUGCCACUAAUGAAUACGAAUACUUGUGGAGUUUCCAAAAAGACCAACCUCCUGUUUCUGUAUCAGCCCCCAAAUACGUAGAGGUAUUGAUGAAGUGGUGCCAAGAUCAAUUCGACGAUGAAACCUUCUUCCCAUCAAAAACUUCUGGUACUUUCCCAAAUAGAUUCAUUCAAAAAGUAGCAAUUCCGAUAUUAAGGAGAUUGUUCAGAGUCUACGCACACAUAUACUGUCAUCAUUUCAAUGAAAUCUUAGAGUUGAAUUUACAGACUGUACUGAAUACAAGUUUCAGACAUUUUUGUUUGUUUGUUCAAGAAUUUCAACUGUUGAGACCUUCUGAUUUCGGACCAUUGUUGGAGCUAGUUAACGAAUUGAGAGAUAGAUAA
Messenger RNA from Tetrapisispora phaffii CBS 4417, 906 nucleotides. It is a transcript of the gene MOB1, whose product is annotated as Mob1p. Lineage: Eukaryota; Fungi; Ascomycota; Saccharomycetes; Saccharomycetales; Saccharomycetaceae. The transcript has a single exon. Gene Ontology annotation, molecular function: protein kinase activator activity. Gene Ontology annotation, biological process: signal transduction; cell division; positive regulation of protein phosphorylation. The record is from RefSeq and is a predicted model, not a curated record. Gene Ontology annotation, cellular component: nucleus; cytoplasm. The coding region runs from base 1 to 906 and encodes 301 amino acids.